Molecule: messenger RNA, 3211 nt
Organism: Canis lupus familiaris (dog)
Lineage: Eukaryota; Metazoa; Chordata; Mammalia; Carnivora; Canidae
Gene: TAF5L
Product: TATA-box binding protein associated factor 5 like
Exons: 5
Coding region: 133-2040 (635 amino acids)
Biological process (GO): regulation of DNA-templated transcription
Cellular component (GO): nuclear protein-containing complex; histone acetyltransferase complex
Molecular function (GO): protein binding; transcription coactivator activity
Source: RefSeq, a predicted model, not a curated record
UGCCGACCUGCGGGGUUGCCUUUGGGGUUGGUUUAACUCCUGACAGCGGGAGGUUUGUGCGCUCAGGCUGCACUCGCGAAGCUCCGGGGGUUUGAAAAUGUAUUAGGUGAGGCGUUGGUCCGAAGUCAGUUGAUGGUUAGAAAUAGUGGUGUCAUUUUAGACUUAGCGGAAGUGGAGCGCUUGAAAGCUUCGUGCGGUUCUCCCAUCAGUUGUGGGAGUGUCGUUAUGCCGCGGAUCUCGCAGCUUGUACGGUUCUGGGAUCGGGAGGUCAUGAAACGAGUGCGCACCGAGCAGAUUCAGAUGGCAGUGUCCUGCUACCUCAAACGCCGGCAGUACGUGGACUCCGAUGGUCCCCUGAAGCAAGGACUGCGGCUGUCACAGACUGCUGAGGAGAUGGCGGCCAACCUCACAGUUCAAUCAGAAUCCGGUUGUGCCAACAUAGUGUCUGCAGCCCCUUGCCAGGCAGAGCCCCAGCAAUAUGAAGUACAGUUUGGACGACUACGAAAUUUUCUCACUGAUUCUGAUUCCCAGCAUAGCCACGAAGUGAUGCCUCUCCUCUAUCCUCUCUUUGUCUACCUCCACCUCAACCUGGUCCAGAACAGUCCGAAGAGCACAGUGGAAAGUUUUUACAGCCGCUUCCAUGGAAUGUUUCUGCAGAACGCUAGCCAGAAGGAUGUCAUUGAGCAGCUACAGACCACUCAAACCAUCCAGGACAUCCUGUCUAACUUUAAGCUUCGAGCAUUCCUAGAUAACAAGUACGUGGUCCGUCUCCAGGAAGACAGCUACAACUACCUUAUCCGCUACCUCCAAAGUGACAACAACACCGCCCUGUGCAAAGUACUCACCUUGCAUAUCCAUCUUGACGUGCAGCCUGCCAAGAGAACAGACUACCAGCUCUAUGCCAGCGGCAGCUCCUCUCGAAGCGAGGGCAACGGCUUAGAGCCCACUGAUAUGCCCGCCCCUAUUCUGCAGAAUGAGGCUGCCCUGGAGGUCUUGCAGGAGAGCAUUAAGCGCGUCAAGGAUGGCCCUCCCUCCCUCACUACCAUCUGUUUCUAUGCCUUCUAUAACACAGAGCAGCUGUUGAACACUGCAGAAAUCUCCCCAGAUAGCAAGCUGCUUGCUGCUGGGUUUGACAACUCCUGUAUAAAACUGUGGAGUUUACGAUCCAAGAAGUUAAAAUCAGAACCCCAUCAAGUAGACGUGUCUCGCAUCCACUUGGCUUGUGACAUUCUGGAGGAGGAGGAUGAUGAGGAUGACAAUGCGGGCACAGAGAUGAAGAUACUACGGGGACACUGUGGACCAGUGUACAGCACAAGGUUCCUCGCAGACAGCUCAGGGUUGCUCUCUUGUUCUGAAGACAUGUCCAUUAGGUACUGGGACCUCGGGAGUUUCACCAACACUGUGUUGUACCAAGGACAUGCCUACCCUGUGUGGGACCUGGACAUUAGCCCAUAUAGCCUGUACUUUGCCAGCGGGUCCCAUGACCGCACCGCGAGGCUGUGGUCAUUUGAUCGGACGUACCCGCUGAGAAUAUAUGCUGGACACCUGGCAGAUGUGGACUGUGUCAAAUUCCACCCUAAUUCAAACUACUUAGCCACAGGCUCGACUGACAAGACUGUCCGGCUAUGGAGUGCUCAACAGGGGAACUCCGUGAGGCUCUUCACGGGCCACCGUGGCCCUGUGCUCUCUCUUGCCUUUUCUCCCAAUGGUAAGUACUUGGCAUCAGCUGGUGAGGACCAGCGGCUGAAGCUAUGGGACUUGGCCUCUGGGACCCUUUAUAAAGAACUGAGAGGCCACACGGACAAUAUCACCAGCCUCACCUUCAGUCCGGACAGUAGUCUGAUCGCCUCUGCAUCCAUGGACAACUCUGUGCGUGUCUGGGACAUCAGGAACACUUACUGCAGCACACCUGCCGAUGGUUCCUCUGGGGAACUCGUGGGUGUGUACACCGGGCAGAUGAGCAAUGUACUGAGCGUGCAGUUCAUGGCCUGCAACCUUCUCCUAGUGACUGGAAUCACACAAGAAAAUCAGGAACAUUAAUUUUUUUUUUUUUUUUAUCUUUGUUGUAAUGGACUGGGGCAGUAGUGGAAAGCCUCCAGGUUGCAAGUCUUAGGACAAAUUAAGAUUGAAUCACUGACUGACUGUGAAAGACUCCCUGCUUCUCCCCCUUCUCCCUUGCAGACAUCCUGAGCUCAUCACCCCUUCACUCGGUCCCCCAAAUGUCGAAGGACUGGAGGGGGAAGGUGCUGGGAUUGGACAUGAGAUGGAGAAUUAAGAGGCUCUGGAGGUCAGAUUGCAAGUUCUUCAGAGAUCCCACCUGUGUCCUCACGCGAGCACCUUCGUGUCUGUCUCCUUUUCCCGUCUGUAAACCCGAGAUGCUGCUUACCUCGCUGCCGGGUGCUGCAUUUGGUCCGAGGAUGGUUGCGGGGCGCCCUCACAAGGAGCGGCGCCACAGGGUCACAUGUGCCCAGGUGCUCGGGUGGAAGGGAUCUUUACUGGUCUAGGAAUGCAGGGGUGGGAACUAGGAAUGGGGGGCGGGGGUCAUCCUGGCAUAAAGUCUUUCCUUUUCCGUAAUUACAGAGAACCAGGAUUUUUUAUUAUUAUAAUUAUAAUUAUUAUUAUUAUUGAGAAGAGGAAACCUAGCACUGGCAGAGGGGCCUUCUCUGCUCUCAUCUUUCAGGUUUUACUCCUGGCACUGGCUGUGAUACUUGGAAUCUUGAGGUUCAGGGAAUUCAGAGAAUUUGGUAGCAGAGUGUUUUGGGAGAAAGGGAAAAUUUCUGGGUGAUGGAUUGAUCACUCCGGCUGACAUGUGUCUAGAGGUGGGUGGGUGGGUCUGUUUGAGAAAGUCCUGGCUCUUGCAGUGAUGGUGGGAGAGGAAGAGUCUCCUCAUGGCUGCACUUCUAUGAACAGUUCUCUCCCCUGAAAGGACAGAUUGUGGUAAAGAAAUGAAAAUAAUUUAAAGUGAUAAGUCAAAAAAAUAGAAUUAGAAGAUGUUAAAUUUUCCAAAUGCCCAUUUAUUCCGAGGUGUGGCUUUUUCAAUGUGUUUUUCUCCUGCGAUCAUUUGCUCCCACCUCCUGCAUUGCAAUAGCGUUUUAAUGAACACUUUGUGAAACAAAACGUAAGUACAUACACACAUCUAAAACUGUGCUUUGGGAUAAAGCAAGUUCGAAUUCGUGGAAAAAGGAUUAAAUAUUUCUGUUUUCUGAAGAGA